AUGUCCGGCAUCAGACGUGCCUUGUCGAAGAUCCGCCACAAAGGCGAAGGCGGGGAUACAGACUCCAGCAACAACCACGUCAGUGGCACCACCAGCCCAAUCUCCCCACGCCGCUCCUUGGUCAACUUCCUGCGCGACCGCGACGACAUCUCCUCGUCCGAUGAUCAGUCCGACACGGAUUCCUCUGCGCCCCUGAGCAAAAACCAGCAGAAGCGCAUCGCCCGCCAGCAGCGGCGAGGCGCCAAGAGCCGUCUCAGCGAGGAGCAGAGGAACGACUCGGAACAGCGUCGUCUCGACAAGGAGUCCGAACAUGCCCGCACCGAAACCCCCGAGAUGGCCGCCCGCUACGGGGACCUGCCUCUCGUCCAAAGCCAAGAACGAUCUCGUGAACCGCGCAUUCGUCUGGAUGAGAUCUCGACCGAGCUGAUCGGCAAGGAGGUGUCCUUCACCGCGCGCCUCCACAUCGUUCGCAACAUGAGUGCGAAACUGGUGUUCCUGGUCUUCCGCCAACAACUCACUACCUUUCAGGGCGUCCUCCAUACAGAGGAUGGCAAGAUAUCGAGGGGGAUGGUUUCCUGGGCAGAGCACUUGCGGACCGGUACCAUUGUUCGCGUUCGUGGUAUCAUGCAAACACCUGCGGUGCCCGUGCUUGGAUGCACCUUCCACGACGUGGAGCUUGCCAUCCAACAGCUCCAUGUAGUCGUGCGUCGUGAAGAAGCCGUCCCGUUCUCCGUCUACGAAGCCGAAGUUCGCACCGAAGAGGAAGACCGCGUGGAGGGUCGCUAUAGUCAUAUCCCGGACCGCACCCGUCUGUCGAACCGUAUCCUGGACCUUCGUACCGGCACCGCCCAGGCCAUCUUCCGCCUCCAGUCAGCUGUCGGCAAUCUGUUCCGCGCUGCUCUUGAUGAGCGACGCUUCAUUGAAAUCCACAGUCCCAAGCUUCAAGGCGCCGCCACCGAGUCCGGUGCUAGUGUUUUCGAAUUGAACUAUUUCGGACGCCCUGCCUUCCUCGCGCAGAGUCCUCAAUUGGCCAAGCAAAUGGCAAUUGCCUCGGAUUUUGAGCGUGUGUAUGAGAUUGGUGCUGUGUUCCGCGCCGAGAAUUCUAACACCCAUCGCCAUUUGACCGAGUAUACUGGAUUGGACAUUGAAAUGGCCAUUGAAGAGCAUUACCACGAAAUGCAAGAGACCAUUGAUGCUGUCCUCAAGCAUAUCAUCAAGGGACUGUACAGCAAAUACCGCCGCGAGAUCGAGACUGUGAAACACCAAUUUCCCUCGGAGGAUAUUGUGCUUCUCGACCAGACUCCCGUCAUCCCCUUUAAAGAGGCAGUACAGCUGCUCAACGAUUCCGGUUGGAGAAAUGAGGAUGGGGAGCUGGUUGCCGAUGACGAGGAUUUGCACACUCGCGAUGAAAUCCGACUGGGUGAGCUGAUCAAAGAAAAGUACGGCGCGGACUACUACAUCAUCGACAAAUUCCCCCUCUCCGCUCGCCCAUUCUACACCAUGCCCGACCCUAUCGAUCCUCAGUACACCAACUCGUUCGACAUUUUCGUCCGUGGCCAAGAGAUUGUCUCUGGUGGUCAGCGUAUCCACGACCCCACCAUGUUGGAAGAAAACAUGAAAAAGGCCGGCAUCGAUCCCGCUUCAAUGGCCGAAUACCUCGAAGGAUUCAAGUGGGGAGCACCACCCCAUGCCGGUGCCGGUGUUGGAUUGGAGCGUUUCCUCAUGCUUGUCCUCAAGCUUGGCAACAUUCGCUUGGCGUCCAUGUUCCACCGCGACCCCAAGAGCUUCCCGGCCAAGCCUGAAGUCAUUCAACUUCGUCAUCCAGAUGCAUCUACCCUUACGCCCAUAUGGCAAAAGGAAAACCCCGGCCACAAGGCCACUGAAGACGAAAUGCAGCGUCUGGAAGAGCUCAUUGCCAACUACGGUGAUGCCACGUCUACCUCAUGGAUGGAUGACCGCUACCUAAUCUGGCGUGAGCCGACCACCGGUGCUGCUAUCUCCUACAUCCCCAGCUACAAUCAUGCCAUCAUCCCCGGCGACCCUCUUUGCGACCCCAGCCAAUACGAGCGUGUCAUUACUUCCUUCCUCCACUGGCUCAAGCGUGAAACCAAGCUCAAACCCAUUUGGCUUCUCAUUUCACCCGCGGUUGAGGAACUGCUGGGCGAGAAGCUCGGAUGGCGGAGCUUGUCCUGCAUUGCCGAAGAGGUUAUAGACCCAAGUCGUAACAUGAUGGCAUCUGACACCGAAGUCGCCCGCAAAAUCCGCCAUGCCCAAAAUGAAGGCAUCAAGAUUGUCUCCACGCCUCUGGGUGAACUCCCGCCUCAGGCAAUUCGGGAUAAGAUUGACCAGCGGAUCAAAGACUGGCUGGCCAACCGCAAGGGCACACAGAUCCAUCUGUCUGAAAUCGUCCCGUGGCGCGACCACGAACACCGCUGGUACUUCUACGCUCAAGACAAGGAAGGCAACAUCGCUUCCUUCGUCGCAUUGGCCAUGCUUGCCCCUCAGCGCGGCAUGCAAGUGAAAUACACCCUCGACUUCCCCGGCGCCCCAGGCGGCACGAUUGAGCACAUUGUCACAACUGCCAUCCAGACCGCUGCGAAGUCGGGUGUCAAGUCCCUGACGUUUGGAGCUGGGGCCACGGCGCGUCUAACACCGGGCCACCACAUGAAGGGAGCCAAGGUGCGCAUGUUACAGCACACGUACGAGGCUGUGGCGAAACAGUUCCACUUGACACGAAAGAGCGAGUUCCGCAUCAAGCUUGGCGCGCAUGAAGAGCCCUUGUACAUUGCCUAUCCUCCUCAUGGACUGGGCUCGCGAGGAAUCCGCGCGAUCAUGAAUUUCUUUGAAGACUAG
This is a messenger RNA of Talaromyces proteolyticus, 2853 nucleotides long. Its product is annotated as aspartyl-tRNA synthetase, cytoplasmic. NCBI's taxonomy places the organism in Eukaryota, Fungi, Ascomycota, Eurotiomycetes, Eurotiales, Trichocomaceae. Bases 1 to 2853 code for a protein of 950 amino acids. Gene Ontology annotation, molecular function: ATP binding; aspartate-tRNA ligase activity; RNA binding. The record is from RefSeq and is a predicted model, not a curated record. Gene Ontology annotation, cellular component: cytosol; aminoacyl-tRNA synthetase multienzyme complex; cytoplasm. Gene Ontology annotation, biological process: aspartyl-tRNA aminoacylation. The transcript has a single exon.